This is a messenger RNA of Adineta steineri, 3816 nucleotides long. NCBI's taxonomy places the organism in Eukaryota, Metazoa, Rotifera, Eurotatoria, Adinetida, Adinetidae. The record is from the annotation of a GenBank genome assembly.
AUGUCAACAGCAGUGGUAACUUCUACUCCUAUGAAAGAAAAGAAGAAGCAUUCAUCACCGAAUAAACAAAAUCGAACAGCUGUUGCUGGUACAUUAAAACGUAAUCCAAAAUAUGAAUUGAAAAAGGAUGAACUUAUUCAAUUAUUGGGACGUUUCGAAGCAGAACUUCAAGCAAAAGAAAUUGCAUUAGCUGCAUUAAAGUCCGAAAAGGUGAAAACACUUUUAUCAAAUGCACGAUUUGGUCGUCUCAGUUGUCAAAGUGAUCCCUAUAGUACAUUACUUCGAGAUAGUGAACAUGUUAAAGAAGAUGUACUCAAUGAACAGAUACCAAUGAAAAAUGCCUAUGAAACACAACUUGUUCAACUUGAAGAACUUAUAAUACAACAAAGAAAACAAGUUCAAACAUUAAAAAUUGCACUUGAUAAUACAGAAAAACGAUUUAUCUUGUUAGCUGAAGAACUUGAAAAAGAACGAAAAGAAAAAGAUCGAUUACAAACAUAUCAAAGUCAGUUAUUACUUGCUCAAGAAGAAAAAUUUCAAUUAAGAAAUGAACUUAACAAUGUUCAAUUACAUAAUCAAGAUUUGGAAUUACAAUUAAGUCAAGUCAUGAAACUUCUUGAAAAUGAACAUGAACGACAUAAAAAAUUUAUAAUCCUUCUUUUAAAUGAACGUAAACUUGAAAAUGAACAACAUAAAGAACAAUUAAAACAAUUAUCAAAUAAUCAUAUGACUAAUGGUACACAACGUGAAACAAAAUUAAAAGAAUUACAAAUAGAAAAUGAACGUAAUAAAGAUGUUUUAACAGCACGUAUUAAACAAUUACAAAAUGAAAUUGAUUUAUUAGUAAAAGAAAAGAAACAACAAAUAUUAGUGAAUAAUAUUCCAAUAUCAGAUGGAGAAAUUGUUGAAACAAGUUCGAAACCUCAACAUAAACCACGACAAGUACCAUCAACAAUCACUCAAACACCUGUUCCAAUGAAUGAUCCAGUACCAUUACCACUACCACAACCGCCACCGCUACCCAAUCCUGAAAAGCCAUCUACAUCAACAACAACGAUAGCAUCGGGAGGUGGUAUUCGCCGUCCAACUAUUAUUCCAGCACCUUCGUCAUCAAAAAAUGUUAAUAAUCCAAUACCAAAAACCGCACCUAUUCCACCAUCAGUUCCAACACGUGUACAACAAGCACCAUCAUUGACAAGUUCAACAUCAUCGAUUCCUGAAUUACCCUCAUCACCAAUACCUACUGUUGCUAAACGUAAUGUUAUACCUACUCGUUCAGUAUCAAAUGUUCCACAAUCUCCAAUGAUGUCCAAUCUUCGUUCGUCACCAAGCAAUAGUCAGACAACAACAUCAUCAUCAUCAUCUAUUGCAACUGUUUCAUCAACAGUAGCAAACAAUGUAACACGUCCCGGUGGUAUUCCACGUUUAACAAAAAGUUCAAAUCAAAUUGUUAAACCGACAACAAAAACUGGUCCAGCGAAACGACCUGGCCAGACUAGCUUUUCAUCAGAACACAAAAUUGAUGAUCUACAAACUCUGUUAGAAAUUAUGCAUACAGUUGCUGAAAAUCGUUUAACCCCUCUACAAGAUACUAAUGCCGAUUUAACAUCAUACACAGACAAGAGCGAUUUAAAUCGUACAUCCUCAACAUCAUUUUCAUUAACAUCAUCAUCAUCAUCAAUAUCAUCAUCAUCAUCACCGCCACCACCACCAACUUCACCAUUGUCAACGUCAUUGCCAGCUCCACAUUCCGAUAUAAUUGUUUUUCGAGCUGCUGAAAAUGGAGAUACUGAACAACUGCUGAAAUUUCUUAAACUUGGUUCUAAUCCAAAUAGUCAAUUACCUGAUGGGAAUUCCUGUCUUCAUCUAGCGGCAGUCAAUGGUCACAUUGAAUGUAUUCGUCAUUUACUUAAAUUCGGUGCUAAUUCAUCCAUAGAAAAUAAUAGUGGUUUAUCACCAUGGCAUAAUUUAUCCAGAUUGAAUGAAGCAAUUGAACUUGAAUGUUUGCAGUUGUUUGUUGAUAUGAGUCAAACUCUACCACCUACAGAUCUGAUUUUUGAUGCUAUUGAACAUAAUCAUACAAAUACAUAUGGUUAUUUAUUAUCAACUAUGCAUGAAGAACUCAAAGAUGAUCCUUCAUAUCUAUCACGUUUAUUAAGAACAUCAUUAAGAUCUUCAAAUACUUAUUUUCUUGAAUGUUUAUUUGCUAUUAUAACCAUGCAAGAUUUUAUUCAAUUUUUUGAUCCUAAUACAUUUAUAUCUAAUGAAUGUUUUGCUGUUUUAUCAGCAUUACAUGAUGCUGAAACUGAUUUAAAACCAAUUCAUGUAAUUGUUCGUAUUGCAUCAUCUAAUCGUGAACAUCGAUAUUCUUAUGGAAUUGGUACAAUAUCUAUAACACCAGAAUUAUCUUGGCUUGAUCUUGAACGAAAAUGUAUAAAAAUAUAUACCGAUCAUAUUACACAAAUUGAUUCACCAUUUGAUUAUAUUAAAUCUUCUAUUGGUUGUUCAGCAAAUCAUAUCGAUACGUUAACACUUGGUUUAACUAAAUGGCAUUAUCAAGAUAGUCCACUUGAUGGAUCACCUAUGCCAUAUACAGCUGCACGUGAACAAAAUUCUAUUAUGAUUCAACUUAAAGGCAUUGAUCUAAAUGCAACAGAUUCUUUAGCAUAUAAUUAUUUUAUUCCAAGUCAAAAUUUAAAAAAUUUUAUUCGUUAUAUUGAACAAAAUCUUUAUGUUGGUGUUUAUGGAGCUGCAUAUUUACAAAAGAAAUCUUUAUUUGAAGAUCUAAUGAGAUAUUUAGAACGACCAAUGGCAUUUUCAACUACUCCGAAAUUUAAAGUUAUUAGAUUUGAAUUUGAAACUUUAACAAGCAUGGAUGAUUGUAUUGAUGAACUUGUUGCACAAGAUUUUUUUCGUACUCAUCCAUGGUUAAAUGAACAACAACAAUUUGUAAAACAUGUACUUUAUUUUGCUAAUAUACAUAAUAGUAUUGGUGCUGAUAUACUUAAUUUAUUAUUAAAUAGUGAAUCAAUUUCUGAUUCAUGUCAAAGAUUAUAUUAUUCAAAAAGAGAUAAUCAACAAUCAACAAUAAUUUAUUAUUUCCCAUCCAUUUUUCAUAUAUUUAUUACUAUGAGUAAACGUACAUGGUCAACAGAAAAUGAAAUUUAUAAAAAAUUUAAAUGGAUACCAUUCAAAAUUGAUAGUGUACCAUGGAAUGGUUUACUUAAACGACAUUUAUGGAGACGUAUGAUCGAUACUAAUGUUUGUGAAAAUCGUCCAGUUGAUAAUGAAUUGAUAAAAACAUUGCAAUGGAUAACAAAUGUUUGGCAACGUUAUAAUGAAUGUUUACAGAAAUUAAGUCUUCAAGAUGCAUUACUUGGACCAGCUCUAUUUUUUGAUUGUCCUAUGGAACGUGAUGCUAUUUUUGAUUGGUUACAAAUGAAAUGGAAUACAAUAGUAGCGCCACUUGUUCGUGAACUUUCAAUGAAUAAAUGUGCUCAACCAAAACCAAAAGGAUCAACAUCAGCGUCAGCAGCUGCCAACGCUAUUGCUUCAUCUUUACGUGCCAAUAGUCUUGAAAUUAGUACACCAUAUGAAUCCGUAGCAUGUACAGCUCUCUAUGUAUUAUUACAUCGAGCUGUGUCACGUGAUUGUCCAUUAACAGGACAAGAACGUGAACAAUAUUUAUUAAAUUUUGUUGGUAGUCGUUUGGAAGGUGGUGGUUCAUCGUCGAUGAUGUCUUCGGCAGCAUCAAGUCGUGCUAGUACCCCUCAACCAUCUAAUUAUUGUGACUUUGUAUCUAUACAACUCGAGUGA